AUGAAGCAUCUCACUGCCUCUGAGGUUCGUUCGACGUUCAUCGAAUUCUUCCGUGAGAAGAAAAACCACACCUAUGUUCAUUCAUCGUCGGUUAUCCCACACGAUGACCCAACACUGUUGUUCGCCAAUGCUGGAAUGAACCAGUUCAAACCACUCUUUCUCGGAAUUGCUGACCCAAACAGUGACUUGGCAAAACUGAAAAGAGCUGUUAACACCCAAAAAUGCAUCCGAGCUGGUGGAAAACACAACGAUUUGGAUGAUGUUGGAAAGGAUGUCUACCAUCAUACAUAUUUUGAGAUGCUUGGAAAUUGGUCAUUCGGAGACUACUUCAAAAAAGAGAUUAUCACAUGGGCCUGGGAACUCCUUACUACUGUUUACGGAAUUCCAGCCGAGCGUCUGUACGUUUCAGUUUUCGGAGGAGAUGAGGCAAAUGGGGUUCCAGCUGAUUCCGAAGCCCGCGAGAUUUGGAGGUCUGUUGGAGUCCCAGAGGAAAGAAUUUUGAACUUUGGAAUGAAAGACAACUUCUGGGAGAUGGGAGAUGUUGGACCAUGCGGUCCCUGCUCUGAGAUUCAUUAUGAUCGAAUCGGAAAUCGUGACGCCUCUCAUCUUGUCAAUGCCGAUGAUCCAAUGGUGGUUGAAAUCUGGAAUCUCGUCUUUAUUCAAUUCAAUCGUGAGGAAGGAGGAGCUUUGAAAUCUUUGCCAGCCAAGCACAUUGACUGCGGUCUUGGACUUGAGCGUUUGAUCGCCGUAAUGCAAGACAAGACCAGUAACUACGAUACGGACAUUUUCCAACCAAUCUUCGAGGAAAUUACCAAAAAAAGCGGUGUUCGCGCUUACACUGGACACAUUGGAGACGAAGAUAAGGACGGAGUUGAUAUGGCGUACCGUGUUGUGGCUGACCACAUCAGAACUCUUACCAUUGCACUUUCUGAUGGAGGGCGUCCUGACAACUCGGGAAGAGGUUAUGUUCUUCGCCGUAUUCUUCGUCGUGGCGUUCGUUAUGCUACUGAAAAAUUAAAUGCUCAGCCCGGAUUCUUCGCUGCCCUAGUUCCUGUUGUUAUCUCUAUUCUUGGAGACACUUUCCCGGAACUCAAGCGCGAUCCAGUCACAGUUAUGGAUAUUAUUAACGACGAGGAGAAACAAUUUUUGAAGACAUUGUCUCGUGGACGUGUUCUCUUCCAACGCGCCGUCGAUUCUCUUCCAGCCGGAACAAAAACUUUCCCAGGAGAUAUCGCAUGGAGAUUAUACGAUACCUACGGAUUCCCGGCUGAUUUGACCCAGUUAAUGGCUGAAGAAAAGGGACUUUCCGUGGAUGAAACUGCAUUCGAAGACGCUCGUAAGAAGGCUAUCGAAACUUCUUCGGCUGGAGCCGGCAAGUUCCGCGACACUCUUGAUUUGGAUGUUCAUGCUUUGGCUGAAUUGCAACAAAAGGGAAUUCCAACCACUGAUGAUUCACCAAAGUAUGCUUAUUCAUUCACCGGAGAAGGCUCUGAAGCUGUCUACAAAUUCGAGCCAUGUGUCGGAAAAAUUCUUGCUAUCCGUCGGGACGGCAAGUUUGUGGAUCAGCUAGUUGCUGGAGAAGAGGGCGCCGUCCUUCUCGAUCGUACCAACUUCUAUGCCGAACAAGGAGGUCAAAUUUAUGACGUUGGAGUCUUGAGUAAAUCAGGCGAUGAGUCAAAUGAAUUCAACGUUAGCAAUUGUCAAGUUCGCGGAGGAUAUAUUGUUUUGGUUGGUUCCGCCGAAGGCAGCUUCUCUGUUGGAGAUAAUGUCAAUCAACGUUUCGAUGAGGACCGAAAACAAUUGAUCAUGAAGAACCACACAGGAACACACGUGCUCAACUAUGCUUUGCGCAAAGUUCUAGCUGAUUCUGAUCAAAAGGGAUCUCUUGUUGCUCCGGACCGUAUGAGAUUCGACUUCACUAACAAGGCCGCUAUGACUCCAGAACAAGUCAAGCAAGCUGAAGAAUACGCCCAACAGUUGAUUAAUGCUAAAGGACAAGUUUAUGCUAAGAAUUCUCCUCUUGAAGAUGCAAAGAAAAUUAACGGCCUUCGUGCGAUGUUCGAUGAAACUUAUCCAGAUCCUGUUCGAGUUGUUGCUGUUGGAACUCCAGUUGAACAACUUCUUCAGAAUCCAGAAGCCGAGGCAGGACAGAACACAACCGUCGAGUUUUGCGGUGGAACUCAUCUCCAAAACGUUUCACAUAUCGGUCGGAUUGUUAUUUCUUCUGAAGAAGCUAUUGCUAAAGGAAUUAGACGUAUCGUCGCCUUGACAGGCCCUGAAGCCGAUAGAGCUAUCGCUAGAGCUGAGCGCCUCGAAGCCAGACUCGUAGACGAAUCAAAGCAUGCCAAGAAUCAGGAAAUUCUCUCCAACAAGGACAAAUUCAAGGAGCUUCAAAAGAAAAUACAAGAGAUCGUCGAUGAGGCCAACGGUGCUCAGCUUCCAUACUGGCGCAAGGAUGCACUUCGGAAGAAGGCCAAGGAUGUUCAGAAGGACAUGGAUGGUUACUCAAAAGCCCAACAAGCUGCCGUUGCCGAGAAAGUUCUCGGAGAAGCUAAAGAACUCGCCGCUGCCGCAGAACAACCACCUGUGCUUGUACAUGUAUUCGCAUCAAACGCUAACAGCAAAGCCAUUGAUAACGCUCUGAAACUGCUUAAGGACACUAAGGCUGUGAUGGCAUUCUCAGUAAAUGAAGAUACCGGAAAGGUUUUGUGUCUUGCUAAGGUUGACAAGAGCUUGGUCAGCAAUGGAUUGAAAGCCAACGAGUGGGUCAAUGAGGUGUGUACCAUUCUCGGAGGAAAAGGUGGUGGUAAGGAAGCCAAUGCUCAGUUGACCGGAGAAAAUGUGGACAAGUUGGAUGAUGCUGUGGAGCUGGCUCAGAAGUUCGCACUUGCUGCUAUCAACUAA
Molecule: messenger RNA, 2904 nt
Organism: Caenorhabditis briggsae
Lineage: Eukaryota; Metazoa; Nematoda; Chromadorea; Rhabditida; Rhabditidae
Gene: Cbr-aars-2
Product: Protein CBR-AARS-2
Exons: 6
Coding region: 1-2904 (967 amino acids)
Biological process (GO): tRNA modification; alanyl-tRNA aminoacylation
Cellular component (GO): cytoplasm; mitochondrion
Molecular function (GO): alanine-tRNA ligase activity; aminoacyl-tRNA deacylase activity; ATP binding
Source: RefSeq, a predicted model, not a curated record